AUGAGAGAGGUUAGUUUCAUACUGGAGUUCAUGAUCGAAAAUGGAAUAAAGUUGUUACGUUUUAUGAGGAUUACGAUGGACAACGAAUGGUCGCAUGAUUUCACUCUUCCCCUUUUAAAUCUACUCCGAACGACUGGAAACGAGACGGCCGCUUUCAUAAAAGCUCAAGCCAUUUGCACAAGCAAUCGUCUCCUCGAAGUGUGUGUCCGUAACUGCAAUACUUCUCAAGAAGCAUCGAUUAUUCUGGCAGGGAUCAGAUCAUGGCAUGAUGCAUGUAACAAUCUGGAAGAAGUUCGAGCACAAUUCCCUUGCUGGAAAGAGAACGGAGAACGACUUUCAAGUGUAUGUAGAGAUCAAACGAUUCGUCUUGAAAUGGAUAUGCUGAAAUUCGCCAAAAACCAGACACAGGAGAACAUUGAGACCAUUUGCAUUGACUUCGAACACUUCUCCCAUUGUUUCAUCCAAGAACACGGAAAGUAUUGUGGAUACCGUAGUGAAGUGAUCACCGCCAGAAUGUUCGAAAACAACCGUGAAGCUAUGUUCAAAAUGCUGAAGAUCCGUUGGAACACACUUCCAGCAUCGUGCAAAUACACCCAAUUGAGAAGAGACACCUAUUCAAGUGACCGGGUGAUUGCCAGAUAUCCAAUCGAGACAUGGAGUCGACCACAAUUAGAAGACCGCUUUCAUGGAAUUGUCGCAGAACUACAAAAUGCACAAAAGAAAGUUAAAGAGCAGGAGAAACAGAUUACAACAUUCAAUAGUAGAUUCCGACGUAGCAUGUUAGAAAGGAAGAGCAGGGAAGAGGAGGUUGUGGAGCGUUCGAAAUAUGAAGACGUGGUGAAAGAGAAUAAAAUAUUGGAUAUGAAGUUGAAAGCAGCAAAACAACAACUUUUAAUCUACACAGCCCCGUCUGCAAGAGCUGCAACAGCUUCAUUAAUGACUGGAAGAUCUACAUUCAGACAGCCGCCAUCAACGUUUCGGCAGAGACAACCACUCACUGCUGGAACUGGAUCAAUUGAUAGACCACCAGCAGCUCAAAUGGUUAGAAAGUGA
Molecule: messenger RNA, 1053 nt
Organism: Caenorhabditis remanei
Lineage: Eukaryota; Metazoa; Nematoda; Chromadorea; Rhabditida; Rhabditidae
Exons: 8
Coding region: 1-1053 (350 amino acids)
Biological process (GO): non-motile cilium assembly
Cellular component (GO): ciliary transition zone
Source: RefSeq, a predicted model, not a curated record